Messenger RNA from Bacillus rossius redtenbacheri, 896 nucleotides. RefSeq names its product trypsin-1-like. The coding region runs from base 37 to 837 and encodes 266 amino acids. The transcript is spliced from 6 exons. The record is from RefSeq and is a predicted model, not a curated record. Gene Ontology annotation, molecular function: serine-type endopeptidase activity. Gene Ontology annotation, biological process: proteolysis. NCBI's taxonomy places the organism in Eukaryota, Metazoa, Arthropoda, Insecta, Phasmatodea, Bacillidae.
AUUGGCCCCUCUUGAGAAUCAAGUCGCACACUCAAGAUGAUGAAGGUUGCUGUCGCUCUGUCGCUGCUUGUAGCGUGUGCCUGGGGAAACCCAGCCCCGCGAGUGGUGGGCGGGGAGAAUGCUGUUAAGGGACAGAACCCGUACAUCGUGUCGCUGCGGCGCCAGCUGCUGUUCAGCAACAACCACUUCUGCGGCGGCAGCAUCAUCAGCGGCGGCUGGGUGCUGACGGCGGCGCACUGCCUCGUCGCCAACAACAUCAACGCCGUGGCGGGCGACUACAACCUGCGGGUCAACGAGGGCACGGAGCAGAGCGUGCGCGUGUCCAAGUCCAUCCGCCACGCGCAGUACGUCGACAAUGGGAGUGUGGGACCGUUUGACAUCGCGCUGCUGAAGCUGGCUUCUUCUUUUACAUUCAACCAGUAUGUGCAACCGAUCAACCUGCCAGCUGCUGGGAAAAUACACACAGGCGAGACCGUGCUGGCCGGCUGGGGCAGCAUCAGCCUGACGAUGGUGCCCAGCAACCCGGCCAUCCUGCAGUCGGCCACCCUGCCCGUGCUGCCCUACUCCAGCUGCUACAGCGCCGUCACCGGCAUCAGCCAGGCGCAGGGCAUCGCGAACCCGCUCGACCCCAGCAACGUGUGUUCGGGCCCGCUCUCCGGCGGCCUAGGCGCCUGCAACGGCGACUCCGGCGGCCCGCUCGCGCAGAAGAACGCCGGCGCCUGGGAGCUGGUGGGCGUGGUGUCCUGGGGGCUGGUGCCGUGCGGCAGCGCCGGGGCGCCCUCCGUCUACGUGCGGGCGUCCGCCUUCAUCGACUGGAUCGCCGCCAACACAGCCUAGGCGUCGCCCCGACCUCUGCUGUGAUGACUCGCGUGUUUCAUUAAAAACAUGAAUCUGAA